AUGGAUGCUCAUUCCAGCUUUUUCUUUAAUCUGGAGAGAAAAUGUGGGCAGAGGAAAUUAAUCGACUCUGUAUUAUCAGACACAGGGCAACAACUGAGUGAACUGGGUCAGAUCAGGAGGAGGGCUGUGGGGUUUUAUUCCUUCUUAUUCAGGAGUGAAUACAAGAGAAACGAAGAGCUGUUAAGGGAGUUCAGUGAUGAACUACCCAAAGUUUCUGAGGAAACAAGACGUCAGCUAGAGCGCCCCCUGGGGCUGCAGGAACUCCUCUCAGCCCUCCAGAGCAUGCAGGGUCAGAAAUCCCCUGGCAUUGAUGGGCUCACGGUAGAGUUCUAUAAAGUCUACUGGGACAUUAUAGCAAAAGACAUGCUGGAUGUCUAUAAUGAGAGCCUGACCUCCGGUUUGCUCCCACUGUCUUGCCGCAGAGCAGUCAUCACCCUUCUUCCAAAGAAGGGUAAUUUGCAAGACCUCAAAAACUGGCAUCCUGUGUCUCUCCUCUGCACAGCUUAUAAAAUCCCUUCCAAAGCCCUGGCGAACAGGAUGAGAGAAGCAAUGGAACAGGUCAUCCACCGGGACCAGACUUAUUGCAUCCCCAGCUGGUCUAUGGUAGAUAACAUCUACCUAAUUCGAUAUGUUUUGGAAGUCUUCAGUUCAUUAGGUUUGGAAACAGCUGUGAUCGCACUAGAUCAAGAAAAGGCAUUUGACUGUGUAAAAAGAAGCUUGAAAGCAGGAACUGACAAUAGUCUAGUCUGUAGAAAAAUUAAAGAAGGAAGAAAAGUGGUGUGUGACAAGAAAGAAGAAGAAACAGUUUGUCUGGAGCUGCUUACAGUUUCAGCCUGUAACCUGUUAGAAGUUCUUCUUCUAAGCAGAGACACAUCAUCAGUGUUGGACGUCAGGAUUGGACACACUUUACUCCUUCGAGUGCUGGCUUUACUGUUGUCCACUUUUCCUCACAAAGCUGUUCAAGUUUCUCCUGCAGAUAAACCUGAGUCCAUCCUGACUGUGUCUCCAUCAUGGCUGAGUCCUGGAGCCUCAGUGACUCUGAGCUGUGAGGUUAAACCUCCGUCUGCAGGAUGGAGGUUCUACUGGUAUAAAGCUGUUCCUGCUAAAUACUACUACAGAUAUGAGCUGCUGCCUGACAGCAUCAAUGGAACUGAACAGAACUCCUACAUCAUCCAUGGACAGACAAAGACAGCAGGAUAUUUAUGUAGAGCUGGAGGAGGAAACCCAGAAUAUUACUCUUAUUACAGUAGAACUAAGUUUGUCUGGUCUUCAGAUUCUCAUCCAGCAGCAUCUCUCACAGUGAGUUCUGACAGAGAUCAACACUUCACCUCUGAGUCUGUCUCACUGAACUGUGAGGGAAAAUCGACUGAGUGGAGAGUGAGGAGGUUUACAGAAACAGGUUAUCUGUCAGAAAUUAAAAACUGCUCUGACUGGAGAACAAUGACCGGAUCAUCAUGUACCUUUAUCAGUCAGUGGCCUCAUAAAACUGUGUUCUGGUGUGAGUCUGGAUCAGGAGAGUUCAGCAAUGCAGUCAACCUCACUGUACAUGAUAAAGAUGUUCUCCUGGUGAGCCCCGUCCAUCCUGUUACUGUUGGAGCUUCUGUUAGUCUGAGCUGCAGACAGAGAGGACAAAACACACUUUCCAAUGUGHUUUUCUAUCAUAAUGAUAAACUUGUACAAAAUGACAGCAGAGCUGAGCUGAACAUCUCUGCAGUGUCUCUGUCAGAUGAAGGCUUCUACAAGUGUCAACAUUCAGGACAAGUUUCAGAGCAGAGCUGGAUGUCAGUUAAAGGAUUUAAAGCAGCUGAAUCUGGACCUAAAAGCUCUUUAUUUAUCGUGCUGUUGGCAAUUGGAGCUGUUGGUGGAACCAUUCUUAUUAUUCUCCUGAUCUUGUUGUGUCGUUACAAACAGUCCAAAGGUUCCUGCUGCCUCAGGCUGAGUCGGUCAGAGAGAACUGCUCAUCAAAGAGUCAAGCAGACUGAACCUGAUGAGAACAGCUCUCCUCUACAGGAUGCAGAUGAAUCCCUACAUGUCACAUACUCUCUCCUUGAAUUUCAAAACUCUGGAAACAGGAGGAGGCACAAUGAACCAGAGGAGGGCGCUGUUUAUUCUGUUGUGAAGACAGGAGCUGCAGGUUGAGCCAGUCAGGGAGAACUGCUCAUCAAAGAGUCAACCAG
Austrofundulus limnaeus is the source of this 2177-nucleotide messenger RNA. RefSeq lists its product as uncharacterized. Lineage: Eukaryota; Metazoa; Chordata; Actinopteri; Cyprinodontiformes; Rivulidae. The transcript is spliced from 12 exons. Bases 1 to 2139 code for a protein of 712 amino acids. The record is from RefSeq and is a predicted model, not a curated record.